AUGGGAUCUCUAGACUCUGACGCCAAAUUACCAUGGAUCAAGACGCCGUGUCUUCCGAAUCCUCAAUUAUCUCGUCUUACAGGAUGUAAUGUCUUCCUCAAAUAUGAAAAUCUACAGCCUUCAGGAUCAUUCAAGUCUCGUGGAAUCGGUAACCUUAUGACCCAAGCUGCCGCAGCGGCCACGGGCCCUGUUCACUUCUACUGCUCUUCCGGUGGCAACGCUGGCUUGGCGUGCGCAACUUCUGCCAUCUCGCUAGGUCAAAAAGCUACGAUUGUUAUGCCGACCAUCAUCAGCCCGCUUAUGAAGGGCAAGCUUCUUGAUCUUGGAGUAGAGGUGCAUCAAAAAGGCAAGAAUUGGGCCGAGUGCGAUAAGUAUAUGCGUGAAGAGCUGGUGGCGAAGGACCCCACGGCUGUUUAUGUCCCGCCGUUUGACCAUCCUCGGGUCUGGGACGGAGCAGCGACUAUGGUGGAUGAGAUCCGGGAUCAGGUCGAGGGACGCGUUGAUGGUAUCGUCUGCAGCGUUGGCGGAGGCGGUUUGAUCAACGGUUUGAUGCAAGGCGUUGAGAGUCGUCCAUGGCUAGGCGAAAAGCCAGCGGUUCUAGCCGUUGAGACGGAGGGGGCCGAUAGUCUCAACGCAAGUGUCAUAGCAGGCGAACACGUAACGCUGCCCGAGAUGACAUCGAUCGCGACAUCUCUCGGCGCUACGAGAGUUUCUGAACAGACAUGGAAGUGGAGUCAGCAUCCAACAGGGACGAUGAAGAGUCUCGUGGUGUCUGAUGCUGAUGCUGCUAUAAGUGCUGUGCGCUUCGCCGAUGAUGCACGCCAGCUGGUUGAGGUAGCGUGCGGUGCGGCUUUGGCAAUUGCUUACCGAGGAGACUUGAGAACGGUCCUUGGCGAGGGUUUGUCUGAUGAGGAAUGGAGUAAGAAGAAUGUGGUAUUUGUGGUUUGUGGUGGUUCUGGUGUCACGUUGAAUAUGUUAUCUGAAUAUCGGGAGAAGUACUCGGGGCAGUCAUCCAUCAAGGUCUGA
Fusarium coffeatum is the source of this 1026-nucleotide messenger RNA. RefSeq lists its product as uncharacterized. The coding region runs from base 1 to 1026 and encodes 341 amino acids. The record is from RefSeq and is a predicted model, not a curated record. Gene Ontology annotation, molecular function: threonine deaminase activity; pyridoxal phosphate binding; L-serine ammonia-lyase activity. The transcript has 2 exons. Gene Ontology annotation, biological process: L-serine catabolic process; L-threonine catabolic process. NCBI's taxonomy places the organism in Eukaryota, Fungi, Ascomycota, Sordariomycetes, Hypocreales, Nectriaceae.